Adineta ricciae is the source of this 1437-nucleotide messenger RNA. Lineage: Eukaryota; Metazoa; Rotifera; Eurotatoria; Adinetida; Adinetidae. The record is from the annotation of a GenBank genome assembly.
AUGGAGACUAGAGCUCGAUCGUGUCUCGUAUUCUAUUUGAUUGUUGGCGUCAUUGCACUCAAUCUUUAUUUUCUCGGUCAACUCUAUAUACAACAUCAAAAUAAUUCAGACAACGAACAACAACAAGAACACCAUCUGCAUCAGCAUGUUAAGCAAAAUUUUGAGAAUAUUCCUAAAGCAGAUGAUUCAAUUGCGGACAAGCCAUCUUUUAAUCUUAAAAUUACCAAUGAAUUUCUGAUAUUAGAUUGGACAGGUCAUCAACAUAUUUUCCGAGAACAAGAUCCAAUCAAAUGUGAUUUCUCCGAUAUUACUCGUGAGCAAUGUACAUCAAAAUUUGAAACAGUAACAAAUGAAGCUCUUCGAUCACAUUUGAUUGAACGCUGUGCGCGUUUGCCAAAAUUAACUGUUCGAUGGACCGAUGAUCAAUCGCGUCUGAAAGAAGCUGAUCUUGUUUCGUAUCAUUCCAUUCACAUGCCAUCAAAUAGCUUACCAAAAUUAGAACGAAGUGAUAAACGGCAACAAUAUUCAACAGUCUAUGUACUUGAAAGUGAAGUACAUUCAUCUGGUGGUCGUGACUGGCAUGAAAUCGAUUUUCCCAUGUGGUAUAAUCUUGCACGUUCAUAUCCGGAACCAGCCACUUAUUUCGAUGUGAAACUCUAUUUGGACAAACUUUUCGCUCCUGUCCGUGUACCAUUUACCGCUAAGACAACAUCUGCUCCCAUUGUAUGGAUUAUAUCUAAUUGUAACGCAUACAAUGGUCGUCAAACUUUGGUUCAACAAUUGAUGACUUAUAUUCGAGUCGAUUCCUAUGGUAGCUGUCUUAAUAAUGCUCAGUCAGCCCAAGCACAGGCACGUGCACAAUCUAAUGCCGAAUUAUAUGCAUCGUAUAAAUUUGUUAUAUCUAUCGAAAAUUCCAAUUGUGAAGACUAUGUUACAGAAAAACUAAUCGAUGGUUUAUCAUCAACAGCUGUUCCUAUUGUGGCCAGUCGAAAUGGCAAACCAGAUUAUACACGAUUUGCACCGCGACACUCGUAUAUCAAUGUUUAUGAUUACAAAACAGUUAAAGAACUCGCUGAUCAUUUGAAGUAUCUAUCGAAUAAUGAGACAGCUUACAACGAAUAUUUAUGGUUUAGACGCGCACCCGCAAAUAAAUACGCGGCAUCAGGCGCUACUGAACGUUCAUUGAGCGAGAAUCUUCGUUUAGCGGAUGAAAUCUUAGGUAAAAAUGCAUCGAUGCGUGAAUGGUUAUUGACAAAAGAAGCUAGUAUAAACAAAUAUUGCAAAUUAACUAAAUUUAUUCAUAUGACCUAUUGGAAACUCAUCUAUAAGAGAAAGAAAUAUAAUCGACCAGCAAUAAAUGAAGUUUGUUUACCUUCCGAUGAUCUUGGCGCAUAUUUCACCAAACAAUCUACUCCUCCUCUUGUUGCUGCUGAUUAA